AUUGGCCCCGUUGCUCAGUUCCGCUGGGAGUCGCAUCCUACCUGGAUGGGAGGUGUACUGCUUUUCCCACAUACUUACCCGGCUGCAGCUGAGGUGGCCUCAAGAAAAAGUCCUGGCUUGGAGAAUUGAGCGAAAAAAGCGAUCCAGAUGGGUUCUUGGAAAGCUCUUCUUUUCUCCCCUUUUCUUCUGUGGAGUCAAAGAAGAGGGGUGAGGCUGAUGUUUCUUUUACUGACCCUGCAUCUGGGAAACUGUGUUGAUAAAGCAGAUGAUGAAGAUGAUGAGGAUUUAACAGUGAACAAAACUUGGGUCUUGGCACCAAAGAUUCAUGAAGGAGAUAUAACACAAAUUCUCAACUCACUGCUUCAAGGUUAUGACAAUAAACUUCGCCCAGAUAUAGGAGUGAGGCCCACAGUAAUUGAAACUGAUGUCUAUGUAAACAGCAUUGGACCAGUUGAUCCCAUAAAUAUGGAAUACACAAUAGAUAUAAUUUUUGCCCAAACCUGGUUUGAUAGUCGUUUAAAAUUCAAUAGUACCAUGAAAGUGCUUAUGCUUAACAGUAAUAUGGUUGGAAAAAUUUGGAUUCCUGACACCUUCUUCAGAAAUUCAAGAAAAUCUGAUGCUCAUUGGAUAACCACUCCUAAUCGUCUUCUUCGAAUUUGGAAUGAUGGACGAGUCCUCUAUACACUAAGAUUGACAAUUAAUGCAGAAUGUUACCUUCAGCUUCAUAACUUUCCUAUGGAUGAACAUUCAUGUCCACUGGAAUUUUCAAGCUAUGGAUACCCUAAAAAUGAAAUUGAGUAUAAGUGGAAAAAGCCUUCUGUAGAAGUGGCUGAUCCUAAAUAUUGGAGAUUAUACCAGUUUGCAUUUGUAGGGUUACGGAACACAACUGAAAUCUCUCACACAAUCUCUGGGGAUUAUAUUAUCAUGACAAUUUUUUUUGACCUGAGCAGACGAAUGGGAUAUUUCACUAUUCAGACCUACAUUCCAUGUAUCCUGACAGUUGUUCUUUCUUGGGUAUCCUUUUGGAUCAAUAAAGAUGCAGUACCUGCCAGAACAUCACUGGGUAUCACUACAGUUCUGACUAUGACAACUCUGAGUACAAUUGCCAGGAAGUCCUUACCUAAGGUUUCUUACGUGACUGCGAUGGAUCUCUUUGUUUCUGUUUGUUUCAUUUUUGUUUUUGCAGCUUUGAUGGAAUAUGGCACCUUGCAUUAUUUUACCAGCAACAAAAAAGCAAAGACCACUAGAGAAAGAAAGCCAAAAAACAAGGCCUCGAUGUCCUCUGGACUCCAUCCUGGAUCUACUCUGAUUCCAAUGAAUAGCCUCACUCUGCCACAGGGAGAAGAUGAUUAUGGGUACCAAUGUUUGGAGGGCAAAGACUGUGCCAGCUUCUUCUGUUGCUUUGAAGACUGCAAGACAGGAUCGUGGAGGGAAGGAAGGAUACACAUACGCAUUGCCAAAAUUGAUUCCUAUUCUCGCAUAUUUUUCCCAACAGCUUUUGCCCUGUUCAAUCUGGUUUAUUGGGUUGGCUAUCUUUACUUAUAAAUUCUGCUUACUAGGCAAAAAUCAUAAGAAGUCUGACUAAAUCCAGUAUAACCCAGUGUCCUUCAGUUACAUGAAACCAACAAUUAAAUUGUGAAUAGUUAACAGAAACCUACAGUUAAAAUGUGACUAGUUACUUGAACUAUUCAUAGGUAAAUUAAGUAACAGCUUUCGGAUUAAUUUAAAUUUAUAUAAAACAGAUUAGUUGCAAAAUUUAGU
This is a messenger RNA of Phacochoerus africanus (Common warthog), 1761 nucleotides long. RefSeq names its product gamma-aminobutyric acid type A receptor subunit gamma1 (gene GABRG1). Bases 148 to 1545 code for a protein of 465 amino acids. Gene Ontology annotation, biological process: regulation of postsynaptic membrane potential; synaptic transmission, GABAergic; nervous system process. NCBI's taxonomy places the organism in Eukaryota, Metazoa, Chordata, Mammalia, Artiodactyla, Suidae. Gene Ontology annotation, cellular component: neuron projection; synapse; dendrite membrane. The transcript has 9 exons. The record is from RefSeq and is a predicted model, not a curated record. Gene Ontology annotation, molecular function: transmitter-gated monoatomic ion channel activity involved in regulation of postsynaptic membrane potential; benzodiazepine receptor activity; GABA-A receptor activity.